This is a messenger RNA of Cinara cedri, 5026 nucleotides long. The record is from the annotation of a GenBank genome assembly. NCBI's taxonomy places the organism in Eukaryota, Metazoa, Arthropoda, Insecta, Hemiptera, Aphididae.
AUGGUAAAUUAAAUAAUAGAUUAUAAAGUCAUUAGUUACUUAUUUUCAUAUUUUGCAUUAUACAGGUUUAUAGCGCAGGGGAAAUAGAAAAUGUUCGAGUGGCAGUACGUUUGCGACCCUUAAGCAAAAAAGAAAAAGCUUCAGACUGUACAUCUGUUGUAGUAGCAGAUUCUGAGAAUGCGGCUGUCUUUGUACAAAAUCCAAAUCCAUCGCAUGUCGGACCUCCAAAGACUUUUAUGUUUGAUUUGGUAUUUGAUUCGGAUUCAAAACAAGUGAGUUAAUAUUCGUGUAAUAAUAAAAAUUUCUAUUAUUUAACGAGUGUUAUUCAAUAGUUGGAUGUAUAUAAUGAAGUGGCACGGCCAAUUGUUGACAAAGUUUUUGAUGGUUUUAAUGGCACAAUAUUUGCAUAUGGCCAGACUGGUACAGGUAAAACAUUUACGAUGGAAGGGUCACACACAUCUCCAGAACUUAAAGGAAUAAUUCCAAAUUCAUUUGCUCAUAUAUUUGGUCACAUUGCUAAAGCAAGAGAAGAUGUAAAGUUAGUAAGCUCAAUCUUAUUUUACUUGAGUGAAAACCAGUAUAUUUUAUUGUUAUACUUGUAACUUUAAUGAAAUAAAUAUUAUUAAUCAAAAUAUCAUUCUAAGUAAAGCACAUUUGCCAAUAAUGUAGUUUUUAUUUGUCUGCAUAAGACUAUUGAAUCAUAAUCUCCCUGUGGUAAGGAAUCUGAAUACUUUCAUGGUAUAUCUGCUUGUUCUAAGAGGUAACAAAUAGUGUUGUGUUGGGUCAACAAUUGGUGUAAAAUUUUGUCAAACAGUCUAAGGAGUUCUAAACAAGAACCCAUCUUGGAUGUGCACUAAGUAAGCAGAGAUACCAUUGUGCAUGAUAUUUGCAGAUGAUAAAUUAAUAUUAAAGCUAUUAAUAGGAGAAAAUCUAUAAUAAUUUAGUAAUAUACUUGAGGAAUGCAUAGUAGCAAUUAGGACUAAGGAUAAGUAAAAAUAAAACAGAGUAAGUGCUUCAUUAAUUUUAUUUUUUUUGGGUGUGCGAGGUUCCAAGCAAGCCAUUUUAAAUAUUUCACCGGGCCAUAUAAAAAUAUACAUAUAUACCUAUGUAUAUUAUCCUGCUUUUAAUUGUUUCCAUAGAUUAUGAAUCACAAUAAAUAGAAACAGUAAAAAGCAGUAAAAUGCAUACAAAUAUUGAAGAUAAUAAAUUCUGAAAAAGAAAGAAAAUAAUAUAAUUUUCAAAUUAUUAUUAAUUGGUAUGUUCUUAUAAUUUUUGCACAAGCAAAACACUCAAUAAUAACAAAUUAAUUAUAGUUAGAGGAUAUUUAAGAGGAAACCAGCAAUUUUUAAGUCCAAUAAAUACAUCCACAGCUUUUCUAAUUCAUUAGUAUUUACUUAUUUUUCAACAUUUAGCACCUUAAGAUUAGUCUUUGACCAUCGUCCAUGGAAAUAUGAUUUUACAUUUCUAAACAAUGAAAAAAAUCUUUUAUUUGAUGCCAUUGUAAUUGCUAAAGUUUUUAUUAUUGGUAUUGGUUUGAAGGAACAGGACAAUUCAGUUAAGAACAAUAAGUGCUUAUAGGCAAGAUUGAGAGUUUUAAUUACCUAUCUAAGAUCUUUUGUUCAAAAAUAUAGUAGCUUUCAUGAGAAUGUGAAAAAUAGGAUUAAAUGCAGUUAGAUAAAGUGUAGAGUAGCAUCAAGUGUUUUAUGUAACAAGAGAAUUCCAAUGAGACUUAAAAUUGUGUUUUACAGAAGUAUGGUGAGAAUGUGAGACUAUGUUGUAUGGUUUAGAGUCUUGAAGAGAGAAUUAGUGUAGUAGAGAUGAUAAUGCUUAUGUGGGCUACUGAAUUCUUUAAUUAAUAGAAAUUUACAUGAAUUUUAUCAUUUAAAAACAGCACACCUAUUAAAUACCAUUUAACACAAAUAUAAUUAUGAAACCUAAAAAUAUAAAUACUAUUUAAACAGUAUCAUUUCUUAUAUUUGUAAUAUGUAGUUCGUUUUAAAAUAAUUACUUAUAUUAAACAUUCCAUAAAUAGAUAAUGUUUUAGUGAAAUAAAAUUUUAAUUUUUGUCAACCCGUUGACAAGAUAUUCCACUUUUAAGUAUUGGAAAAUCAUUUGUGUGGUAUUUGAAUAGUUAAUGGGAAAAAUGACAACACUAAAAUUUGUCUUUACUAAAACGACAGUUUUUUUUAUGUAGGUAGGUAACUAUUUGAAAAUCAAAAGUGGACGGCUGUUCCAAUAGUAUUUUAUCUGUUGUCUUUGGUUUUUGCUCUUACUGACUUCAUCAUAUAAUGAAAUUACAAUAAUAUAUUAAUAAUGAUUUAUGCGUACCUAUUUAAAUUUUAUUAGAUUUUUAGUGAGUGUUUCGUAUUUUGAAAUUUAUAAUGAAGGCGUUUAUGACUUGUUGAGCAAACAUGUAUCUACUGAAUUGGAAGUAAAAGAGAGACCUGAUGUUGGUGUGUAUGUAAAAGAUUUGUCAACAUAUGUAGUAAAUAACGCAGAUGAUAUGCAUCAACUUUUGAUGACUGGAAACAAAAAUCGUAAGUAAUUUAAAAAAAAAAAAAUGCUCGCUUACAGUUUGUUUAAUUUUUUUAUUCUUAGGUGCCACUGCUGCAACAGCUAUGAAUUCAGAAAGUUCUCGGUCACAUGCAAUAUUUUCAAUUACUAUAGAAACUAGUCGACCAGAUGUUACUGGUGAAUAUCAUGUUAAAGUUGGUAGACUUAGACUGGUUGAUUUGGCAGUGAGUUUAAUAUUGUUGAAUGUCAAUAAUAAAUGUUAAUAUUGAUAUUUUAUUCAUUGUAUUCACAAAGGGUUCUGAACGACAAUCGAAAACAGGUGCACUUGGUAUAAGAUUUAAAGAAGCGACAAAAAUUAAUUUAUCUCUUUCAACUCUUGGAAAUGUUAUUUCUGCAUUGGUUGACGGCAAGUCUACUCAUAUUCCUUAUCGAAAUUCGAAACUCACACGAAUAUUACAAGAUUCAUUAGGAGGGAACUCAAAAACUGUCAUGGUAAUUUAAUUUUCAGCCAUAUAGGUAUAUGUUCAUUUUUUUUAAAAAUAUUAAUCCAUCAUAAAUUAUAUUUAAAUGUACAAUGUUUAUUCAGUGUGCUACUGUGGGACCAGCCGGUUUCAAUUAUGAUGAAACUAUUAGUACAUUACGAUAUGCUAACCGAGCUAAGAAUAUUCAAAAUACAUCCAAAGCUAAUGAGGAUCCAAAGGAGGCAUUGCUCAGACAAUUUCAAUUGGAAAUUGAAGCUUUGAAAAAACAAAUUGAUGACAGCAGUAAAGGUCUUAGCGAAGCAGAUGAUGAUGGAGAAGAGGAGGGAGAGGAAGAAGAAGGCCUGGUUGUUGGAGCUUCCGAAGAAGUAGCUAAUGCAGUGCAGAGUAAACGUGAAGAGUUAGAUGCAGCACGCCAAGAAAUGAUAAGAUUAAAAGAGAAACUAGAAAAUAUGGAGAAAAAAAUUAUUGUAGGUGGUGAAAAUCUCUUAGAGAAGUCUGUGGCACAAGAGAAAUUAUUAGAGGAUUCAGCAAAAGAGCUAUUGGAUAGGAAAUCUAGACAGAUGAAUUUAAAUAUGCGUUUACAAGAAGUACAAGCAGAAAAAAUAGACACAGAAGAUAAGUAUAGUGGUUUGCAAGAAAGGUCAGCAGCAUUAAGUAAGAAAUUGAAAAAACUAUCUGCCGCUAUUUUAGCUGUUAAGGAAGAUUUAAAGGAUACUGAAGAAGAGGGUAAAAGAGAAAUUGUAGAAUUGAAACAAAUUUUAAAACAAACUUCUAAAGAGUUAAAGAUGCAAGAAGUCAUUAUUGAACAUUUUGUUCCUGAUGAAUAUUUGGUAAGAUUAAUUAAUGACAAAUUAUAUCUAUAAAAACAUUUCCAUUAAAAUGUUUUUUUCAGGAUCUUAUUAAAAAAAAUUCAUUUUGGAAUGAAGAAAUUGGGGAGUGGGAACUAAGAUGUGUAGCAUAUACUGGUAAUAACAUGGCAAAAGAAUUACCAAAUGAAGAAGAAAUAACAUUUGAGGCAAGUUAAUAAAUAUUUACUUAAAUAAAAACUUUCCAGUUUAUAAAAUAUUAUAAUCUAUAUACACAGUUGAAUCUCAUUAAUCUGGACUAAUUAGGGCUUUAAGUUUUCCAAAAUAAUAAAAGUCUGGAUUAAACAAUAUAACCAAAAAUCAUGUUUUUUAGUUAUUUAUUUAAAAGUUUACUGGCUUCAAUAACUAAAAGAAACAGUGUAUACACUAUGGAUUUAAGAUUGUGUAUUAUAAUAUACAUAAUUUAUAGAUAAUCGCAAUAACAUUUAUGGGAAAUUCAUGGAACUUGUUUUCAUGUUUAUUUUGGUCUUUAUAUUAUUAGACAACUGUCCUGAUUAAUAAGGUUUUACUUUAAUAAACACAGUACAGUAUUCAAGAAAACAUUUUAGGGGGUCAACAUUUUUAUAAAUUACCUGUAAGCAUUAGUUAUUAUUUUUGAAACAAUUGUGAGUGGAAGGAUUUUUGGGCCCUUUUAUAUAGUUUCUGUAUAGUUUCUAAAUAUCCAAAAAAAAAAACUAAAUAUUUUUCUCUUAAUGUUGGUUUAAUGUUAACUCUAUUUUGUAUUUUACAAUUGUUGGAUAUUUUAAAUAGUAUUCAGAAUGAUAUUUCAAAAUGUGUAUAAAAAAACUAUAAACAAAUAUUUUACAACAUUCAAAGUGCAUUACUGGUUAUCAUUUAGAUAGUUUACUAGUAAAAGUUUCUGGCCUUUAAGACCACCUCAUAAAACAAACUCUUCUCCAUUUAUUUUUGUCUUCGACUGCUUCCCUUGUAAGUUGUUAUAGUUUUUAAUUUGGCAUUACUUUUUUGCUAUGCAUACCUGGCCAACAUCAAUUUUAUUUUUGUGAUUUAACUAAUUAAUUAGUAUUAUACAAUGACAAAUCAAUGUUUUAAUACAAUGUUUAUUAAUUGUUAUAGACACGCAGGCCAGAUUUUUCACAUGUUUAUUUAACUUAUAAAGACAAAGCACAAACGAGAUCUAAGUCAAGAACCGGCAAACGAACUUAA